CACAUGAUAAGAAUGGAAUGUGGGUACGUGUGUACGUAGGUUGAUCCAAGCUGGUGAGCCUGGUGAGGUUCCGUGUGCUCCUCAUGUAUUUGGUUCGUGCUGCUCAUAGUCCCCAUAAUUCAUUAAGUUCCAUUAAAAUGACGGCGCUAAUCAUCCGUGGCUCUUAAAACCCCAGCAAAUAUUUAGUGAUCCGUGCUAGUAAAAAUGUUGGCGAAGAAGUACAUGCUUUUCACAUGCAGUUUGUUCUGAAGGCGUAUGAAGUUUUAAUUAUUAUUCUUCAUUAUUAGUGCUGUCGAAUAUAAUUUAUAACGUUAUGACGUUAAAAUCCAUAAUAUACGAAAAUGGUAAGCUUGAAAUACUUGACCAACUUUUAUUACCAAGUCAGUCUCAGUAUAUUGAGGUUAAAGGUGUGGAAGAUGGUUGGCGAGCCAUACAUAAGAUGCAUGUUCGUGGUGCUCCAGCCAUUGCCAUUGUUGGAUGCCUUAGCUUGGCUGUAGAGAUACAGCCAGAGGUAUUCACUGACAAGAAGAUUUUGCGACAGGAAGUGGAAGGAAAGCUAAACUAUCUUGUAUCUGCUCGACCAACGGCAGUUAACAUGAAAUUGGCUGCAGAUGAAUUAAUUUCUCUAGUCAAUGCUCUUGAUAAAGACGAACUGGUUUCAGCAGAACAAAUGAAAAAGAAAUUCCUAGGUGCGAUUGAAACUAUGCUGGAGAAGGACAUUGCCGACAAUCGUGCAAUUGGUGAUGCAGGUGCAAAUGCAGUUCUAAGUCACUGUUCAGGGGACAGCAUGGUGCGUAUCCUCACACAUUGCAACACAGGUACUUUGGCCACUGCUGGCUAUGGCACAGCACUGGGAGUUAUUCGAUCUCUGCAUUCCCUUGGGAGGCUAGAGCAUGUUUAUUGUACUGAAACAAGACCAUAUAAUCAGGGUGCAAGACUAACGGCCUAUGAACUGGUACAUGAUAAGAUCCCAGCUACUCUUGUGUGUGAUAGCAUGGUUUCAGCUCUGAUGAGAGCACGCAGUAUAACAGCUGUUGUUGUUGGUGCAGACAGAGUGGCAACUAAUGGGGACACAGCCAACAAAAUUGGAACCUAUCAGAUUGCAGUAGUGGCAAAGCACCAUGGUGUCUUAUUUUAUGUAGCUGCACCUUUCACAUCUAUUGACUUCAGCAUACCAAGUGGAGAACACAUUGUGAUAGAGGAAAGGCCAGAACGGGAGAUGAGUCAUGUUGCAGACCAUAGGAUUGCAGCACCAGGUAUCAACUGUUGGAAUCCAGCAUUUGAUGUGACUCCAGCAAACCUGAUCACAGGGAUAAUCACAGAGAAAGGUGUAUUUAGUCCAUCAGAACUUGCCAAGCAUCUGAAGACUGGCAGUGAUUACCCUCACUCCUAGUCUGAUUUUUUGCUGGGACACCAGAGUGCCUACCAAAAGUAGAAGAUGUUCUUUGCUCAACUUUAAUAAAUAUUCCAAGUUUAUAUCAUUAGUAUUCAGCAGAGAUGUAUUUUAGCAUGUAUUACAAGCUGAUUGCAGUUUUUUUUUUCUGCUGUAAAGAAUAUGUAGAUAAGGGCAUGUUUUUUAAUAUUAUGAUAUGAGGGAAAAGACUUCAAAUAAUUUUAGAGCCUAGGUUUGUGAUAAGGACAUGCUUUGAAUUAAUCCCUCCUGAUUUACCAUUUAUAAUUAUCCUAAUAUUCCUUCUCCACUGAUGUAGUCAUUAAUGACAGAAAUUGUAUGGUAUAGCCUGACCAACCAAGUGACAUCUGAAAAAGGUCAAAUCCAGACCAAGGAGCACUAAAAUUGUUUUAUAGUUUUCUUCUUUCCAAUUAUAUGAAAAUCUUGAUAAUACCCUGAAGUAGGUCACAAUUCCUUCAUCCCUCUCAAUUCAUAGUUCAUAGUCAUCCCACAUUGUUUCGUAACAUCAAUGCAUACAGAAUCAUAAAAUAAAUGGUGUGUUGAAUAAGAAA
Cryptotermes secundus is the source of this 1962-nucleotide messenger RNA. RefSeq names its product methylthioribose-1-phosphate isomerase. The record is from RefSeq and is a predicted model, not a curated record. The transcript is spliced from 6 exons. Lineage: Eukaryota; Metazoa; Arthropoda; Insecta; Blattodea; Kalotermitidae. The coding region runs from base 314 to 1393 and encodes 359 amino acids. Gene Ontology annotation, molecular function: S-methyl-5-thioribose-1-phosphate isomerase activity.